Mercenaria mercenaria is the source of this 10249-nucleotide messenger RNA. RefSeq names its product thyroid receptor-interacting protein 11-like. Gene Ontology annotation, molecular function: small GTPase binding. Bases 160 to 7665 code for a protein of 2501 amino acids. The transcript is spliced from 25 exons. Gene Ontology annotation, cellular component: Golgi apparatus. Gene Ontology annotation, biological process: Golgi organization; endoplasmic reticulum to Golgi vesicle-mediated transport. The record is from RefSeq and is a predicted model, not a curated record. Lineage: Eukaryota; Metazoa; Mollusca; Bivalvia; Venerida; Veneridae.
UUAUCCAAGAUGGCGGCCGCCGUGUUGGCAUUUGUGAUUUUUACGAAAACAUAGAAAUUUCUCUAUCUGUCAACCAAUUUGACUAAAUAUAGUCCAACACAAUAUGCGUUCCAAGUGUAAAGAAAUGACCCGUAUAUAGAACUUCUUCUUAAUUACAAGAUGUCGUGGUUGGGAGGCAGUUUGUCUUCGUUGACAGGUCAGCUGUCAAACCUGACGAAAGAUAUUUUGACAGAGGGAACAGAGGAAGUUAGUGAUCAUGUGACAGAGUUACGACUCGCCCAGGAGAAAAUUAAGGAGCUUGAUACGGUGUGUGUUAGCCAGAAGAUUGAGAUAGAUCGUCUGAAGUUAUUGAAUAGAGAAGCUGAGGAAAAGGCGGAAGGGUCUGAGUUACAGAUCAAUAGAAUAUCCACAGAAUACAGAACUUUACUGGAAGAAAAAGAAAAAGAAAUCAAGAAAUUGAAGCAUGAGGUACAGGACUUGAAGAGCUCGUAUGUGAGUCCAGACACCCAGCCAGCAGUACUUCGACUGGAUAGUGAUAAUGGUUUUGAAACUGUUAAUUAUGGAAGAGAUGAGCAUGACUUCAGCGACAGUAUCGCCAUGCAGCAUGACAUCAACCGCCUCCGUAACGAUCUCCGUCAAGUACAGGCCGAAUGUCAGCAUUGGAAAGGUCUUGUUCAACAAGAAAAUAAAUCUGGAGAUGGAGAAGUUCUUGGGAGCAAGGAGAACGAAGCAGGACUUAAGAAACAGAUUCAGGAACUCCAGCAACAACUCGGGCAAGAGAAAGACACAAAACAACAUGAGUUAUCUGCCCUUCAGGAUGCACAGACACAUAAAAUUUCACAGAUGCGUAAAAAACACAAGGAAGAGAUUGCUGAACUCAAGGCAAAGAUACAAGAAAUGGACUGGGGGUCGGAGGGCUGGGAAGCUCAGAUACCAGAGGAGACUGCAAACAUGAAGGCUACUAUUGCCUCUCUGAAUGAGGAAAUCUCCAAACUAAAGUCUGAGAGAGAAUCCAACUUGAAACAGAUUACCAGUCUGAAAGAAUCAGUGGAGGAGUACCAGUCAGAAUUAUCUGUCAAACAGGCACACAGUCUGCAUCUAGAAAACCAGCUCAAAGUGGCAAAAGAAGAGAUCAAACUACUAGAGGAAGAUCGUGAUCAGGUGGGCAGAGAUUUAGUGGAAACUAAACAACGACUCUUAGAUCAGCUGGAUGCAAACCAUGCUGAUACUCUGGAGGUAUUGAGUGAUUUGCGUGAUGUUCGUCAGCAUUUGGACAUGACCGCCAUUGAACGUAGAAAUAAGUUACUCUUGGAAAAAGAUAAACUUGUUAAUCAAAUGAUUACAUCAAAUGAACAGAAGAAAGAGUUAGAAUGUGCUGUUGAGAACUUGUCAGAACUGAAUGACUCGCUCAGAAAUGAGACAAAAUCAAUUGUAGAAGAACUAGGAGACAAAGAACAACAAAAACUUACUGCAGGGGUUGUAGACAGCCUUGAGAAGGAGACGAUAAUGUUGAGAGAGCAGAAUGUAGGAUUACAGGAGCAAAUUACACUGCUGGAGAAAGCUUUACAAAAUGUUAACCAAGAAAGACUUUCUGUAAGAGUCAGUUCAAAUUCUGAUCUUCCUUCCGGCGAUGAUUUGAUUAUGACCAGUGAUUCCGCCUCCCUGACCUCUGACCUGUCUGAGAUGUCAAGACGUAACUUUGAACUCGAUGAGCAAGUGAACACCCUUAAAGCACAGAUAAGAAACUAUGAAACUGAGAUAAGUCAGUUUGAAAUGAUGCAAUCUGAUUGGUUAAGUGAAAAGGAGGCCCUGGAAGGAGUGCUUGUGGAACUGAGAAAUCAGAUGAAAGCUAAGGAGAAUUCCCUAAAUGUUGCAGAAGCCAAAAAGGGCUUGUUAGCUGUUGCCAAACAUGAGGCUAGUAUAUCAGGUCUUCCUGACCUUGUUGAUCCAACUGCUGCCAUAGACAGUAUGGGAGAGAUUUCUAAAAACAGUAUGGUAGAGGAAAGAGAUCCAGGCACAGAUAGUAUGGCAGAGAUUGCAGACGAAGUGGUAGAGUUGGAUAGGAAAGUUGGAAUUUUAACAGAGGCUAAUGCCCAGUUAGAACAGGAGAGAGAUUUGUUGGUUGAUGAAAAGGCUUCACUGCAGCUGGAACUUAAAGAGCUGAAAGCAAAACUAGAAAGUCAUUCUAGUUUAACCGAAGCAAAAAGCCAUCAAGAUAAAGGGAAACCUCAAAAUGAAUCUUCCCUUAAUGGCCAGUUAAAAGAAAAGGAAAAAGAACUUCAAGCUUUAAUUGGUGGGAAAGAAGACUUAGAGGAAUCUGUUACAGGAACUUCAGAAGCCCAGUUGCAACAGAAACAAGAGGAAAUGGAAAAUUUGGUUAAAUCGCAGAAAGAAGAGAUUGAAGGAUUAGAAAAAGAGGUUCAAGAAUUAAAGAAAAAGAUGAGGGGAAAGAAUGAAGAAAUUGUGAAUUUGUCUCUCGAAAAAGAAGAAAUGAUGACAAGUUUAGAAGAGUUGGAUAAUCAGCAUCAAGAGGCUAUGGGUCACAUAAUAAAGAUAAAGGACCAAUUUGCAAAGUCGAAUGAGGAGUUGAAGAGCAAGUUGACACAGUCUGAAACAGAGAAGCAGACCAUGCAAGCAGAGUUUGAUAAACUUAAAAAUCUGAACCAGUCUGCAGAAUCUUCCUCAUCAAAUGAAUUGAACCAUCAGAUUGCAGAGUUGAAAGAUGAAACUGCUGAUCUUAGAAGAAGAAUUGAAAAGAGUAAUAGUAUGGUAAAGACACUUGAGCAAGAUUUAAAGACUAAAGAUGACCAGCUGAAUGAAAUGAAAGACAAGCUAGCAUCCAGUGCAGAAGCUUUGAAUAACUUACAUAUGGAUAAACAAGAAUUGAAAGAAAAGGUAGAUAAAUAUAAAACCGAGUUGGGUACACAAGCAGAAAAACUUAAAAUUGUUAGAGUUGAGAAUGAUAAACUUAAACAAGAAUUGGACAUUUCUGGUACAAAUGAAUCUUUGAAAAAAGAGGACUUGGUUCAUACUAAGAGUCAGGAUUCUAGUGAGAUAGAAACUAAAAAGCUUCAUUUACAGAUAAUUCAGCUCAGCUCAGACAUAGAAAGUGCAAAUGUUCAGUUAAAAGAAAGAUCGGCUGCAUGUGAGAGAUUACAAAAUCAUUUGAAAAAAGCUGAAGACAUGCUUAAUGAAUUAAAUAAAACUGUUGAAUGUAAAGAUACUGAAAAUGUUGAAUUAAGAUCUAGGAUUUCGCAGUUGGAGGCUGAAGAACUUAAACUUAAAGAAACACUGACUGCUACAAGCCUAGACUGUGAAAAGUUACAGAAGGAAAGUGAUAGAAAAACAUCAGAAUGUGAGAGUUUUAGUAGACAACUACAUGCUAUGGAAAAUGAAGUACACACUGUUAAGUCUGAACUUUCAGAAAAAGUAAAUGAAAAUGCUAAGUUAUCUAGUCAGGUAGAAAUGCAUAGCAAUGAAAUUAAAACUUUAAAACAAAACUUACAGGAAAAAAAUUCUGAGUGUGAAAUUGUAAUUAAAGAAAUUUCAGAAGUAAAAGACUUGUUAGAAGACACUGCUGAUAAAUUACAUUCCAAAUGUGAGGAGUGCCAAACAUUGAGAGAAAAAGUGGAAAGAUUAACAGGGGAAUUAGAAGAAAAUGUUAAUUCUGUUAAAAAUGAAUAUAAUGCUCAACUGUUAAGUGCAACAGGUGAAUUGGUUCUAGUAAAGGAGGAGUUAGCAAAUAGGACUGAAGAAUGGGAAAACCUAAAUAAAGUACUGUAUUUAAAAGAUGAGGAAAUCUCUAAGUUGAAAAAGGAAAAAAGUGCAAUGCAACAUGAGCUCGAACACCUUAAGACUGAGUUUGAUCAUGCAAAAGAGUCAAGUGAAACAAACUCUAAAGAAUUGUAUGAGUCUAUACUGCAAGAAAAGCAAAAGGGAAAUGAUACAGCAAUUGCUGAAAACUCUAGACUGAAAAAUGAAUUAACCAGUCUUGAUCAGAAAAUGGCAGAACAAAAACAACAUUAUGAAAGUUUUAUAGAAGAACUGAAGUCAGUUGAAGAAGCAGAUUCUUCGAGCCACCAAACACAGUUAAAUGUAUUGCUGGAAAAAUCUCAUAAAAAAGAUUUACAAAUAUCUGAAAAUGAAUCAAAAUUGAAUAAUUUAUACCUUCAACUUCAAGAUUGCCAGAAAGAACUAGUAACUAUGGAAGAAAAAAACCAAGAGUUGCAAACUGAUUGUGAUACUUACGUAAAAGAGAUUUCCGAACUAAAAAAAUCAGUGCAAAUUUUGAACUCAGAAAAUGCAAAAAUGUUAGAAUCUGUGAAUCAACAAGAAUUAACAUUGGCAGAGUUAAAUGAUGUUCAAGAACAGCUGGAUGCAGUGAAAACUGAAAAUUUAUCUUUAGAAAGUGAAGUCCAAAACUGCAAAUCACAAAAUAUUAAAAUAUUUGAAGAAAGUAAAAAUGAAAAAGAUAAGCUGAAUUCUCAGAUAAAAGAAUUACAGACAGAAUUAAGUUGUUUAAAACAAGUUGAACAUGGAAAACAUACUGAACAUGAGCAGUUGACUAGAGAGAAUGAAUCUUUAAAAGAAAGAGUGAUACAUUUGGAAUCUGAAUUGGAAAAGAAUAAACAGUUCAUUAAAGAUCAAGAAGCUGGUAUUGCAGAUUUAAAUCAGAAAAGAGCUGAACUUCUACAAGAAGUUCAAAAAGAAUCAGAGAAAAUAAAAUCACAAGAGGGAAUAAUAGAGGUGCUUAAACACAACAGUGUUCAAAAAGAUGAUGAAAUAACUUUGCUACAACGAAAACUUACUCGUGCCAAGUCAUUAGUAGACGAAGAACAAGUGCAGCAAAUUGAAAUGGCAGGUAGUAACUUGGCACCUCAGUAUCAUCUGCCUGCUCUAGAAUAUAAGGAACAAAAACCAGUCCAAAAUGCAGUUAUUGAAGAGAAAAUAGAAAAAGUUCAGACUCAAAAAAUUAUGAGUAUGCAAACACUUAAUGGUGACAUUGAUACCGAACAUUCCGUACAUGAACAUGAUGUGAUUGUAGAAAUUGAAAAACUUCAGGGCCAGUUGAAAGAAAAAGACAGUAUUAUUACUGAAUUACAAAGAAAUAAUGCCUCAUUGCUGAAGAUAAUGGACUCAAAAUCAAAAUCUCAGGGCGAUAAUUCUCUUGCUGAAAUGCACAAGCUUGAAAACGAAGUUAAAUCUUUGAAGAUUGAACGGGAACAAAUGAUGGAUGUCUUAAAUGAAAAGUCAAGAGAAAGUAGCAAUUCAAAGGCUGAAGUUCAAAGGUUAAUGAAUAUAGUUUCUGCAGAAAAGGUUGCUCUUGAAAAAUUGCAGAAAGACAAUCAAGAGUUGGUAGCCAAAAAAUCUGCAGAAGGCGAUGGUGUUCAUCUGGAUGAUAUGCAGAAAGAAACUGUUAAAAACUUAUCAAGAAUUAUCAGGGAUAAAGAUUUAGAAAUAGAAUCCUUGACUCAGAAAAAUGCAACUUUGCUGUCAGUAUUACAAGAAUCUUCGACUGAAGGAACUCAGAUUAAUUCACUAUUGGUGGAAAAAGAAAACCUGACAAAGCAGUUAGCUGCCUUACAAGGGGAGAGAGAACAAAUGAUUACAUAUCUGAACCAGAAGCAUCAAGAAAGUGUGGCUUAUCAUGCCGAGGUUCAAAGACUGACAGCAUUUAUAAAUACUGAAAGUGAAAAAUAUGAAAAAAUGAAAUCUGAUUAUGAUCAACUGGUGCCUCAGUUUGAAGAUAAGAAGCAGUCAUUACUAAAAGCUCAAAAUGAACUGAUAAAUUACAAACAGAAAUUACAAGAGUUAGAAGUGAAAACUGGUCAAAUGAUUCAACAGUCUGAAUCAGGAGAAACUGUUGAUAAAACUUUGUAUGAUGCUAAGAUUCAGGAAAAUAACAAACUUCAAGAAAGAUACCAAGAACUCAUGGAAAAUGUAAAAGAGAAAGAAACCAAGAUUCAGAAUAUGUAUCAGCAAGUCAGUGAUAUGGAACAGAACUUUAGAACAUGUGAUAGUGAGAGGGCCAGUUAUAAAAAGCAGGUAGAUAGUUACAUGUUCCAAGUACAUGGCUUACAAACAGAGCAGGGUGAUCUGAAGGCAGAAAUUGCUCAACUCAAACAGCAACGAGACAGUGCGGCUUCAGAGUGUCAGGUGCUGAAAGAAACAAAUAAUAAAUUGACUCUACAGGUUCAGGAUCGGGAUUUUGAAGUGUCAAGUCUCCAGGAGAAGACGAGGUCAUUGACUGUGAUGAUUCAGGAGCAGCAAGGUGAGAAAGGGCAAUUAGAACAUGUGAUUCAAGAGAAUGAGUCUACACAGAAGCACAUCAAACAGUUGACUCAUGAGAGGGACCAGGCUUUGCACAGGCAACGACAGAUACAGGAACAGAAUACCCAGUUGUUGAAAGAUAUUCAGUCUUUGAAAGAGAGAGAGGCAAAGUUGAAUAGAGAACUGGAUAGAUUAAGACAACAUUUGAUACAGAUAGAGGAUGGUUACACGAAGGAAGCACUGGCUGCUGAGGAACGAGAGAAAGAUUUACGUACCAGACUUACUGCAGCAGAAGAAAAUGCUCUCCAUUCAUCUUCAGCUGUGGAAUCGGCUAAUCAGCAUGCAAGUCACCAGUUGGACAGUCUUCAACAACAGCUCCAUUUUGUAUCUCAGCAGCGAGACCAGGCAUAUCUUCAGAUCUCCAGUCUCCAGGAACAGAACCAAAUGUACUCCAGCUCUAUGACCAAUCUCCAGAUGGUUCUUGAAGAGUUCCAGCAUGAAAAGGAGCGAAUGGUUGCUGAGGACACAGAGAGAUAUACAAAAGAGGUGAAGACAUUGAGAGAACAGGUGAACAAACUUCAGGCAGACCUCAAAUACACAAAGGAUCAGUUAGAGGAAGCGUCAGAUGGACUUGAGGCGGCAUCACGACUCAGUGAGCAGCUUGACAGGAAGGAGGAGGCUCUUGAUGCUCUCAGAGAGGAAGUUCAAAUUCGAGAAUCAGCACUUAAAACUGUAGAGGAUGAGCUGAGAAGUUUGAGAAGCAGAAAUGACGACAGAGUAGACAAGCUGGUUAUUAAGAAUCUAUUCCUGGGAUAUUUCACAACUCCACAGAAUAACAGACAUGAGGUGCUACGAGCCAUUGGUGGUGUUCUUCAGUUCUCGUCAGAGGAUUUUGAAAAGAUUGAUGGUAAACACAGUGGAGGGGGAUGGGUUCCAGGCUUUCUGAGGUUCUCUGGGGGUCAGAAAACAUCCUCGCCCCCAACAACCCCAGUUAGAAGGUCAACUAUAGGAGCUACCCCAGCUAAACCUGUAGACAAUUCCUUCUCCCAGAUGUUUGUCAAAUUCUUGGAGCGUGAGUCAUCACCUCCACCACCAACAGUGCGCCUACCUGCGGAGGAAAUGGUUCGAGAUGUACAAAAACAAAAAGAGACACAUAAACCGGCAUAUAAUCCAUUUACGGCACCAAGACAUGUUGCUAUGCCAACAAGUAGCACACCUACUUUAGGAACUCAAGGUUCACAACAUCUUCUGAUGAGUUCUGCGGUGUCUAUGUCACAAACUUUGCCAACAUUUGCGGCACCAUCAGAAAGUUCCCGAACUCCGCCUGGGUCAGGUCGGAAUACACCAGCCACAACUACUUCAGGGGCAAUAUUAAAAGAUGUCUUAAAUAGAUAGCAUAAUAUGAAGUGAUUGUAUGUACAAAAUAUGUGAUGUAGCUUAAUUAAAACAGCAAAUUGUAUCUCCUGUAAAUAUAUACCAUGUUGGUUUAGUGUAAUGGCUACAGAACACUGCCAGAAGAUUCUUAAGUCUUUUUAAGUAUUGAAUAACAGAUUUUGAACAAAUGAUUUUGAAUGAUUUUUAUGUGCAAUCUACCAUAUAUCCACUACUUUAGAUUCUGGUUAGAAAAAAGUUUGGUAGCUCAGAGCAAUGUUUGAGAAAGAUUGAACUCGGAAGCCAGGUUGUAACUAGUUAAGAAAUUAUUGAAACUUGAGAAAGGAAUUUUAUCUUUAUCUGGUAUGAAUGAUUUUGUUAAAUCAGACAGUAUGUGAUUAAAUGUAAAUAAUUAACAGUUGUGCACAUUUUUCUCAUGAAUUAAGAAUGCUCUCAUGUUUUUAGAAACACCUUCUUUCACUGUUCAUUGUUCGUGGUAUCUCAGUCAGAUUUAUCUAUGCCUUUGAAUUAUUGUGGUCAUCUUAUGUUUAAAAUAUUGCAGAGAUAUAUAAGCACUGUGUGUUUAUAAAUAUUUUGUCUGUGAUACAAAGCAAACAUAUGACUUUACUCACAUUUAUUUAACUUUAUUAACAGUUAGGACAGAUGAAAUAUAGUGGUGGUGAAAGUAAUAGAUGCUAAAGAGCUUCUAAAACAUUAUUUCUGUGAAAUGGUUCUAGCGCUUGCACCUCAAGCACCUUUGAAAUGGUUCUAGAGCUUGCACCUCAAGCACCUUUGAAAUGGUUCUAGAGCUUGCACCUCAAGCACCUUUGAAGUGGUUCUAGAGCUUGCACCUCGUGCACCUGUGAAAUGGUUCUAGAGCUUGCACCUCAAGCACCUGUGAAAAGGUUCUAGAGCUUGCACCUCAAGCACCUGUGAAAUGGUUCUAGAGCUUGCACCUCGUGCACCUGUGAAAUGGUUCUAGAGAUUGCACCUCAAGCACCUGUGAAAUGGUUCUAGAGCUUGCACCUCGAGCACCUUUGAAAAGGUUCUAGAGCUUGCAUCUCGAGCACCUUUGAAAUGGUUAUAGAGAGCUGUGAAAUGGUUCUAGAGUUUGCCCCUCAAGCACCUGUGAAAUAGUGCCAGAGCUUGCAUGUGAAGUAAUUAUUUUUGAGCUGGCACUUUUACUACAUUUGAAUAUAGAAGCAAGUAUUCAGUUUGAUUGAAGCUCUUGCUUGAAGUUAACUGUAUUUAAUUUACAAGGUGAAGAAUUUUUCUUUAAAUUUACAUUAAUAUUAUUAGUGAAUACCAUUUAAGUACAAGCAACAUUUUGUUUAUUCGUUUCAGUUUUACAGUUGGACUGUAACUGAUAGCUGUUCAUGUUUACAGUAAUAUGCAAAUAUUUAGUUGUUGAUUAAAAGAUAUAUUUGAAAUCAUAGAAAAAAGGAAUUUUUGUUAAUAUAGGACUGAAAGGUGAGGUGUCCGACCAGAGCUGGUGGUUAAAAAUGCCUCAUGAGGGCCCCGUACCCAGUUUGGGGUUGCCCCACAGAGUUUAAUCUCACCCAAAGUCUUUAUGUGUGUUGUUGGGAUUAAACUCCUUAUGUUUAUACAUACUGCUCACACGUAAUCUCGUGUUAUAGGUAGGUAGUGAUAGGCACGAUACUAAGUUCUCUUUUUAAUUGUAAAUCUUGCAUAAACUAAGAGUUUUAUAUGGUAAAAUAUAAACUUUUCAGUGUAGGCAGUAUAGACAGUGUACGUUUUUUGGUGUACUUGCUGAGCGCUGCCUAGGGGAGUCGUAAUUCAAGAUAAAGAUUCACAAAAAUAAAGAUACACUUUUGUGAUCUAAUAAAGGAUGGUAUAAUUUUACCAGGAAAACAGUAUCCUGACAUAACUGUACCAUUUAUCAAAAAGCAAUAUAGAACACUCUUAUUUACCAGAAGAUUGAUACUGUUUAUCAAGUAAAGUCAUUUAGCAAGCAUCAUAAUUACAUAAUUGAGCCGUGCCAUGAGAAAACCAACAUAGUGGGUGUGCGACCAGCAUGGAUCCAGACCAGCCUGCGCAUCCGUGCAGUCUGGUCAGGCUCCAUGCUGUUCGCUUUUAAAGCCUAUUGGGAUUGGAAAAACUGUUAGUGAACAGCAUGGAUCCUGACCAGACUGCGCGGAUGCGCAGGCUGGUCUGGAUCCAUGCUGGUCGCAAAGCCACUAUGUUGGUUUUCUCAUGGCACGGCUCAUAUGUGUUUCAUUUAUUCACUCUUCAGCAUUUAAGUACUUUAUAAAGUGCACACUUAUGUGGUCUGAAACAAAUUUGAUUUUUUAAUAUACAUCACAAUAUUAUCUUCACUUUGGAGAUGUUUCUUUUGCCUUAUCUGAAACAUUUUUCUCGUUGUAAAAGGGGCCAUACAGUAUUGGCUAAGUAUAACUUGCCUGUUAUACAGUGUAUUAUAUGAAACAGCAACCAUAACCUCACUGGUUCUUGAUCAUAGAAAUAUCACCUUAUAAAUUAUGUAAUAUCAAAUUAUUUAUAUAUAUCAUGAUGGUGGUGAAUCAAGGAAACUAUUUCCAUUUAUCACUGUGGACAUGGCAAAAAAUAAAAAUAAAAAUAUGGAUAAAAA